This is a messenger RNA of Haemonchus placei, 423 nucleotides long. The record is from the annotation of a GenBank genome assembly. Lineage: Eukaryota; Metazoa; Nematoda; Chromadorea; Rhabditida; Trichostrongylidae.
AUGGGCACCCUGCUGAUCUGGGUCAGUGAGCACUCGGUGACCGAUCUUCGUCCAUCAACAAGAUUGGGCUCCUUCGCAUGCCUCGAAAUCGGUUAUUCCCAGCUUCUUGGCAAUCUUCAUCAUCGACCUCUUCGGAUUGCGCCACACCGUAUCCCGUACAACUUUAACCCUUCUCGAGGAGGAUCGAUCACGGUACCGUUUGGGCAUAAAUCUGGCAGUACGACCAGCUUCCGAGCAGUUGGCGCUUCUUUUGCGACUGACGGUCAUGAAACGUCCGACUAUAUCAUAAUUGUCGUAGGGGUCACUCCCGAGGCAUCGUAUGGAACUAUCCCAUUCCCGUGGUGGGCGUCUUUCCCAAACAACUCUACAUCCUUGAACGAGGGAAUGGUGGUGAGAACGACUGAGACUUUUGAGGCUGUAUGA